Messenger RNA from Rhodofomes roseus, 2107 nucleotides. Its product is annotated as monooxygenase. Gene Ontology annotation, molecular function: FAD binding. The record is from RefSeq and is a predicted model, not a curated record. The transcript is spliced from 12 exons. Bases 359 to 2023 code for a protein of 554 amino acids. Lineage: Eukaryota; Fungi; Basidiomycota; Agaricomycetes; Polyporales; Fomitopsidaceae.
GCACUAGCCCCGCAGAUAUCGCCACCGAAGCUGUACCUUUUUGCAGGCCCUCAACGCUUGUCGGCGACAAUUGUGCGGACAAACAUCGAUGAACCAGCUAAAUUUGUCCGUAUCCAAUCAAGGCUUUUCUACUAUGCGAUCUCAUAUCCCGAGUUCGGCCGAGGGGACUCGGAAGAGGUCCAUCUCAGCCAGAAGCUCUGGGAUCUAAACUUCUGUCCUGAAGGCCUGACAGCGACAUCUUGACUCGGAUGGCGACGUUGACAGGUAGUGCUACCAGUGCAGCCUGAGCACCACCUGCAGACGACUCCGAGUCCCGAACCCUACAAGCGCUGAUCAUCUCUUUCGUACACACAUCUCAAUGGCUACCUCGCCAAUUCCUGUUCUCAUUGCAGGUGCAGGGCCCACGGGACUCGUCCUGGGGCUGACGCUCCUUCAGAACGGCAUUCCAGUCCGCAUAAUUGACAAGGACGCAAAUCGCCACCCUGGCCAACGCGGUGCCGGCUUGCAGCCACGGACACUAGAACUGUUCCACUUCCUCGGGGUCAUCGACGAUGUGCUCGCAAAGGCAUUGUUCAUCCAACCGAGGCGCGAAUACAAACUCCCAGGUGGGACAGAGGUACUCAAGACAUUAACGUUGGUUACAAUUGAGGAGCCAACGCCUUCAACCCCCCACAUCAAUGGGAGGCUGCUAGGCCAAUACAACACGGAGGCGAUCCUCCGUUCGCACAUUGAGCGCCUCGGCGGCACGGUGGAAUACGGCACUGAGCUACGUGGCUUCGUGCAGCACCCUGACCGCGUCGAAGCGGUGCUUGCCACCAAGGACGGCGAAGCGGAGAAGACGGAGACCGUGGUCGCCCGCUGGCUUGUGGGCUCGGACGGGGCACGAGGCGUCGUCCGCAAGCAACUCGGCUUGUCCUUCCUCGGUGAGACUCGUACAGAAGGCCAGUUCUUGAUCGGUCUGGUCGAGAUCCAGGGACUUGUAACCGAGUACUGGCAUCAGUGGGGCGAUCUGGGCCGUGGCGGUCUGGUAAUAAUGCCUACGGAAAGGCCCGGCUGGUUCAGCUUCAUCUUAUCUGGGGCCGCGGAUGAGGAGAAGCUGCUGGUAGACAGGGAUGCACUCGUGGACGUAUUCCACAAGCGGGUCGAACGGAAGGAUCUGGUGUUCGGGCAAGUCGAGGCGGUCUCGUUGUACAGACCGAACAUCCGCAUGGUGGACAAGUUCGGCGAGGGCCGGGUCUUCGUUGCUGGAGAUGCGGCGCACGUUCACAGUCCUGCCGGUGGUCAGGGCUUAAACUCCAGUGUCCAGGAUGCCUUCAACCUCGCAUGGAAGCUCAGCCUCGUCGAGAAGGGCAUCGCCUUGCCCUCCCUGCUCGGCACAUACACCGAGGAGCGCCUCCCCGUCAUCGCUGUGAUGCUGCAGAAGAGCACGAAGCUCCUGGACGCGAUGAACAAGAACGCCGAGGAGGGCUGGAAGCGCGGCGGCGACCUAAGGAUGCUCGGCGUCAACCACCGCUGGAGCUCGAUCGUCGUCGACGAGCGCACGCCCAAGGCGGAGUCGCCCGAGAGCGUCAACCCAUACGGCUCGGGGAAUGACGGUGAGCUCAGGGCAGGCGACCGUGCACCAGACGCGCCGGGCCUCGUAUCGGUGCGUGGAGGGGCGGACGGCGCGACGUCGCUGUUCAAUGUAUUCCGGCCUACGCAUCAUACGGUGAUGUCGUUCAAUCUGCCCGCGGAGGAGACGGAGCAGCUUCUGCAAGCGGUGCAAAAGUACCCGGCUGGAUCCGUCAAGACGGUACUGGUCUUCCCACAGGGCACGUCCGACCCGCAGGUCGCUGGACAACCCGACCUUGCGGUGGUCGACAAGGACGGUCAUGCAUACGCAGGAUACUUGGUCACCCCGGAGAAGCCGACUGUUGCUAUUGUGCGUCCGGACGGAGUCGUCGGAGGGAUUGUGUACGACUUGAGCGGCUUCGAGAAGUACUUCCGAGGCGUUUUCUCUGCGGUGAUUGGUGAUGCGUUGUGAUAGUACCCGCGCCCAUGGUUUCGAAUUUCGGUGACAUGUACCAGUACCAGUAGCAAAUGCUAAUCACGAGUCUCUCGCCACUCA